Messenger RNA from Vigna radiata var. radiata (mung bean), 549 nucleotides. RefSeq names its product heat shock cognate 70 kDa protein 2-like. The coding region runs from base 1 to 549 and encodes 182 amino acids. Gene Ontology annotation, molecular function: ATP hydrolysis activity; ATP-dependent protein folding chaperone; misfolded protein binding. Gene Ontology annotation, cellular component: cytoplasm. The record is from RefSeq and is a predicted model, not a curated record. The transcript is spliced from 2 exons. Gene Ontology annotation, biological process: protein refolding; cellular response to unfolded protein. NCBI's taxonomy places the organism in Eukaryota, Viridiplantae, Streptophyta, Magnoliopsida, Fabales, Fabaceae.
AUGAGCAUCAACCCUGACGAGGCUGUUGCCUAUGGAGCAGUACUACAUGUUGCUUUGCCUACUAAAGGCAAAAAAUUUGUCCCCAACUUAGUGCUAUUGGAUGUUACGCCACUGUCAAUUGGUAUAUCUCUAAACGGAGAUCUCAUGAGUGUCGUGAUUCCUAGGAACACCACCAUUCCUGUUGUUAAAAAGAAAGGAUAUAAAAGAGCUGAAGAUUUCAAAUCCUCUGUCCCUAUUAAGGUUUACAAAGGUGAAAGAAGAAGAGCAAGCGAUAACAAUUUGCUUGGUUUCUUUAAUCUUAAUGGCAAUCCUAAAGCUCUUCGGGGUUAUCCUUUAACUGAAUGUUUCUGUAUAGAUGCUGAUGAUGAUGUAGAUAAUCCAAAAGAGAAAACGAAGAUCAACAAGGCAAUUGCAGAGGCAAUCAAAUUGCUUGAUGCUAGGGAGCAGACAGAAACAGAGGUUUUUGUGGAUCAAAAGUGCCUCAUCUUCACCUUCCCAGAAUUGCCAUAUAUGCAUCCUUUAGAAUAUCCCAUGCCUCCUUCCACGUAG